Wasmannia auropunctata (little fire ant) is the source of this 5995-nucleotide messenger RNA. It is a transcript of the gene Synj, whose product is annotated as synaptojanin-1. The transcript has 7 exons. The record is from RefSeq and is a predicted model, not a curated record. The coding region runs from base 360 to 3845 and encodes 1161 amino acids. Gene Ontology annotation, biological process: phosphatidylinositol dephosphorylation; synaptic vesicle endocytosis. Gene Ontology annotation, molecular function: nucleic acid binding; phosphatidylinositol-4,5-bisphosphate 5-phosphatase activity. Lineage: Eukaryota; Metazoa; Arthropoda; Insecta; Hymenoptera; Formicidae.
GGUAUCAAUCAUAACGAAGGUUUUCAGACGAUCGCCCAGAUGCGAUCCUGCAAUAUAUUUCUUGAGAGGGCGUUGGACAAAUUUUCCAACCGCUACUUCGAGUACGCGGGCGGCGGGAGUCUCCGCAGUAGCUGGCGGGUCUUCGUUGGCGUGUCGUCGAUGACGGCGACGGUUGACAGCAGCGGUGGUUAUCAGUCGCCGCGCCAGCCACGGUGAGGACUCGCAGUCUCGGUGUCCGAUUGUCGCGGGCCGCGGCGCGACGUGUUGUGGACAGACGGUGGCCUGUCGCGGCUCCGUAGAGCGUCGUCGUCGUCGUCGUAUCGCCGCCGCUGCAGCAGCGAGACCACGGCCACGCAACAAUGGCGAUGGGCAAGGGCUUUCGCGUCUACGAGAAGCUGGACUCUCCCAAGCCGCACUCGGUCAUACUCGAGCAGCGGGGCCGCAAGGAGACGCUGCUCUUCGAAUCGCAGGCGGUCGCGGUACUUUCCGCCGAGGAGCACGAGUUCCUAAAGCCGAAGUAUACCAAACUGUUGGACGCGUACGGAUGCCUGGGCAUUCUGCAGCUGAACGCGGGCGAGAACACUCUGCUGUACCUCGUUCUGGUUACCGGAUGCUUCUCCGUCGGAAAGAUCGGCGAGUCGGAGGUCUUCCGAAUAACGCAGUCGAGCUUCGUGCCCCUGUUCUACAGUCAAGGGGCGGAGGAUCGCGUGUCCGAGGUCAGGAAGGUCCUGAACUCCGGGACAUUUUACUUCUCCUGGUCCGCUGGGCAGGAGUCGCUCGAUAUCACCCUGAGCGCUCAGAGAAGAUGCAAAUCGACGACUACGGAUAAUAGAUUCUUCUGGAAUCGGAUGUUGCAUAUUCAUCUAUUAAGAUACGGCGUAGAUACGAGUCAGUGGUUAUUGAAAGCAAUGUGCGGCAGUGUGGAGAUUAGAACCGUCUAUGUAGGACACAGACAAGCUCGAGCGGUGCUCAUGUCUAGAUUAAGCUGCGAACGUGCUGGCACUAGAUUCAACGUUAGAGGAACUAACGACGAUGGACACGUGGCAAAUUUCGUGGAGACGGAACAGGUGAUCUACAUAGACAACGAAGUGACGUCUUACGUUCAGACGAGGGGUUCAGUACCGCUGUUCUGGGAGCAACCUGGUGUACAAGUCGGCUCCCACAAAGUGAAGAUCUCACGCGGCUUCGAGACCUCCGCGCCCGCCUUCGACAGGCAUUUGGAUAUGAUCAAGAAGCGGUACGGCCAGCAAGUCAUCGUCAAUCUUCUUGGCUCCAGCCUGAUCGGCAGCAAAGAGGGAGAAGCGAUGUUGAGCCAAUUGUUUCAAACCCACCACAAUAUGUCGGAGCAUAAGGACGUGCCGCAUGUCCUGUUCGACUAUCAUCAGGAGUGUCGCGGUGGAAACAUGAAGAAUCUAUCGAAGUUAAAGGCAAAAGUCGAAAAGUACCUGGAGUCCUUCUCGCUGUUCUACGCCGCCGGCAAUACCGUGAUUCUCGAGCAGACCGGCACCAUCAGGACCAACUGCCUGGACUGUCUGGACAGAACGAACUGCGUGCAAACGUUCUUCGCGCUCGAGAUGCUGGCCAAACAGAUGGGCCUGCUAAAGCUGAUGGAGAAGCAGCAGAUGGUCUCGAGAUUCGAGGAGGUGUUCCGUCAGAUGUGGAUCAACAACGGCAACGAGGUCAGCAAGAUAUACGCGGGCACCGGCGCCAUCCAGGGCAGUUCUAAGCUGAUGGACGGCGCGAGAUCGGCAGCUAGAACGAUACAGAAUAACCUAUUGGAUUCCAACAAGCAGGAGGCAAUCGAUAUCUUAUUAUUAGGCUCAACGUUGAACACGGAACUGGCUGACAGAGCACGUUUAUUGUUGUCGUCCAACAUGUUGCACGCCGCGCCGAAUCUCUUGCGGGAGGUGUGCAAGCGCUAUAACGAGUACACGAAUACGAUGAACCUCAGGGUGAGCAUCGGUACUUACAACGUUAACGGGGGCAAGCAUUUUAGAAGCGUGGUUUACAAGGAUGUAUCCCUGUCGGACUGGUUAUUCGAUGGACCAGGCAAAUCUUCGUCCUUGGUAUCGCUACAGCAGCAAGACAACGUUCCCGUAGAUAUAUUCGCGAUAGGAUUCGAGGAGAUCGUCGACCUGAACGCCAGUAAUAUUAUGGCCGCCAGCUCGGACAACGCCAAGGCUUGGGCCGAGGAGCUGCAGAAGAUACUGUGCAAGGACACGGAAUACGUCCUCGUGACGUACCAGCAGCUGGUCGGCGUCUGCCUGUACCUGUUCAUACGACCUGUGCAUGCGCCGUAUCUGCGAGACGUGGCGGUGGACUGCGUGAAAACGGGACUGGGAGGCGCCACCGGGAACAAAGGCGCCGCAGCGAUCAGAUGCGUGCUGUACUCCACGUCCUUCUGUUUCGUGUGCGCGCACUUCGCCGCCGGCCAGUCCCAGGUGGCCGAACGUAACGCCGACUAUGCCGAGAUCACGAGGAAGAUAACGUUUCCCAUGGGUAGAACCCUGAACACUCACGAUUACGUGUUUUGGUGCGGUGACUUCAACUACAGAGUCGAUAUGGACAAGGAUGAUAUGAAGGAAUUGAUCAAGCAAAACGAAUUCGACCAGAUACUGCAAUACGACCAAUUGAGGGUUCAGCAAGAACAGGGCAACGUCUUUAAGAACUUCCAAGAAGGACCCAUUACUUUCGCUCCUACAUAUAAAUAUGAUCUGUUCUCGGAUGAUUACGACACCAGCGAGAAGUGUCGCACACCCGCAUGGACGGAUAGAGUUCUGUGGAAGCGCAGGAAACAAAUACCUGACAUUGACUCGCCUACAGAUUGGAAUCCAGGAAAGCUCGUUUAUUACGGCAAGGCGGAAUUGAAGCAGAGCGACCAUCGACCGGUACUCGCGACGAUCGAUAUAGAUGUGCACUGUAUCGAUCCCGAGAAACGCGAGCGCGUGUUCAAGGAGGUGAUACAGGAUCUGGGUCCGCCCGACGGCACGAUAAUAGUCAAGGCGGUGGAGGACGUCGAGGAUAUGGACAGCGUGUUCGAUAACAAUCUCAUGUUCGCGCUGAUACAGGACCUAUCUCAUAUCGGCGAGGCAAUUCUAGUACGUUACGUCGGCGAGACUAUCUGGGUGACAUUCAGGGACGGCCAGUGCGCCCUGGCCGCGGCGAAGAAGGGCAUGACGCAGGUGUGCGGCCAGACGUUGAAACUGUCGCUGAAAUCGCCCGACUGGGUGCAGCUGAUCGAGAAGGAGAUCGAGAUCUGCAGCAACACCACGGUCGCUCAGUUCACGGCGGACUCGCCAUUGAGAAGUCCCAUGCAACGAUUGGAGCAGCUGGAGAUCGCCGAGCGACCGGCGAUUUCCUCCCCCAGCAGAGGCAGCCCGAACGGCGUGAUGCCACCUCCGCGACCGGCGCCACCGGGCCGGCCCUCUCAGCCACCGAAGAGUCCAAUUCACGAGCGAAAGCAAGUGCCACGAGCGGGCGUCUUCAGCGUGAUUCCCAGCCAGUUUUCGCGCCCGGUGACGCCGCCGGUCGCGGACGUGGUGGAGGAUGAUGAUCGGCAAGACGAGAGACUGUCACCGGACUCGGCCAUCUACGAGGAGAUACUUGACGGAUCGCCCAGCUAUCCCGUACCGAACCGGCCGCCGCCGCCGUUACCGCGUAUGGACGGUCCUCAGGAGUCAAUGAGCAGGCCACCGCCCAGCUCGGUACCUCCUCCGUUGCCGCACAGGCAAGCCCCGCCGCCUCCGCAACACCCACCACCGAGUCUGCCACCGCCGAACGCUCCGCCGCCCGUUCCAGCGAGAACCACCGGUGGGCCGCCCAUUCCGGCGAGAAAUCCUCACUAAAAAUGAAAAAAGAGAAGCGAAGUAGAUAGGACGCAUAAAUGGGACGCAUAUCCUGUUAGGCCAGACUUCCGGUACGUUUAGCGUUAAUCUUAGUACGUGUGAUUAUUUAUGAGAUUAAACGACGAGACGACAGUAGUCGUUCGCGAGUCUUCACUUCCAAACUGAGUUCCAGAUCCGCGCAUAGCAUAGUUAGGAAAUCCCGAAUCCGCUCUGUGCGAUUACUCUGAAAGUGAUCGGUGGUUAUCACGAGUAGAACGUAAUCGCAAGUUAUUUUCGAUCCCCGAUCGCGAGCGUAAUUAUAAUUGUAGAUUUGUACUCGUAGAUCAUUCUUGAGCUUAUCGAACACUAUAUUUUGCGUAUCCAUGUUGGUGGUAAUAUAUAAUCCUGUUGACCUGUUCUCGCCGACGACGCGGGAAACCACUGUUUUCGCUCCGAGAUGUUUAAAAACGGCACAAACGGCUAUUGUUCGAAGAUUUCCAAUCGAUUUAUAACUGUUGACGUGUGACACAGAUUUAAAAUGUAUAUUUAAAGCCCGUUGAAAAAUCGUUGUAAAAUUGGAUAUAUCACGAACACGUUAAUAUAAUUAUCAGAGUUUAAACGGCAAAAAUACUUGCGGUAAUAAUGUUAUAGUUGUCACUGCUUGUAUUAUAUAUUAAUUAACCUAAGAUGUAUAACUCUCAGUGUUAGAAUCACUUUUAAGGCUUAGGGAGUCUUCACGAUAUCUUAGUAGCGUAAAAAACUACCAAAAAUACAAAAACUGCGGCAAGACUCCGAGGAGCGCAAACUUAAUUUUACACUCAAUCGUGUGUAGCACGGUGCGACAGAAAGAAAAGGGUAGACUCAAACACAACAGUAUUCUCACAGAUGCAAGGUAAGAUAUUCUCUUAUAAAUUACCCACCCGAAUUUCCGUCUUUCUUGCACGGGAUGCUUGAAAGCGGCUAAUUCUACUAAUUUAAGGUCAUCGUGUAAUUAUAUUUCGUUUACAUCUCUCUUUCCUUUAAUUUUAAAGUUCCUAUACUUUACAUUCCAUUAAAAAAAUUUCUAGAACGUCCGUCCCAACGGGUCCAACGCCCACCUAUAUAUAUUUUUUCUUAAACCCUCGCAAUUUUUGUUCUCCAUGUUUUCUAUUGUGCAUAGAUAGUGCAGAUGUCCUGCGAUUUUGACUGUCACAUUAGUUACGGAGUGAACAACGAAUGCGAAUUAAAUGGGAAAUAAAGUUGUCUCGUUCACUGUAAGCGUUAUUCAUAAACGUAAUUCACAAAAAAAAUCUGGAUGUCAUACAUAUGGCAGUCAAAAUGUUAAUUUAUGAGUGUUUUCCAACAAGAUAGACAUAUGGCAGUAUGACACUAUCUAUCUAUCUAUCUAUAUAUAUAUAUAUAUGUAUAUGUAUUCAACAUGGAGCAUUUUAAUUGCAAUACAAUGUCGCACUGCUCGACAUUGUAAAAACUUAAGUACAAACGUCUCAGUCUUAUUUACAUUUCAACAAAUUUUAUGGUUAACUGUAGUAAUAACUGUGUUCAUUUUUUGAUACAAAUCUAUAAAGAUUUCGAAUUUUUUCUUAAAUUUCUUUUGGCGGUUUCUUUUAAAAAACAAAUAUUCAAGGUCAAAUAUUAAAAAACAAUAUUCAAGAUAAAAUGUCACAACACUUGUUGUACUAACUGAUGUUGUAUUAUGUGUUGUAGUUUUUAUUUAAUUAUUAUACUAACAAAUAAAUGACUAACGAUAAAAGUAAAAAUCUGUAUAUUUUGAUACUCUUAGUAACUGAGCCUAGAGUUCUACAACCACUUCAAAAAGUAUUGUACAUGAUGCAACACAGUGUAUUGUCCUUGCUGGAAAAUACCCAUUAUAAAUUGUACAUAAUCCUAUUUAAUCCUUAAUUUUCAUCACUUCCAGUUCAGUUACAUAAAGGUGGCUCUAAUCGCGGGAAAGUGGACGUAUACGUACGUGUAAAUUAGUAUAACAAAAAUAAUAUAGCCAAUACAAAAGAGAAAAUUGUUUCCGACGUACACCUAUAUUACAUGUACAAUACGGGUUUCGUCCUGCACCUCGGCAACACGCACUUCUUAAUGCUUGCGUGCGUAGUUGAUGCGUUUUAUCAAUUAGAUCGAUCCUCACCUGUACAAGAUGUAAAACAUUGGACAUGUAUAUA